CCCUGUGCUCAGCGUCUUAUCUUUAAAAAAACACGCAAUGGCAAGACGACACAACCCGACAAAGGUUGUGAUGUGGACGUUGAUUCUGUUACCAGCUGGGUUCUUCAUCAGUGUUGUUCUCCUCAAGCUCGGCAACACCACCACAGGCAGAGCAAGAGCACCCCCAAACUAACAGCUGGACCUUGUGUUUCGAACUCGCGUUGUCCAGAAGAUCACUUCAGCUUCUACAUGCAGAGUGGUGCUGCUAACGUGGUGGCGCCAAAGAUCUGCGUCCAAAGCAAACUGGUUCUGGGAACAGUGUUGAACAACGCCGGGCUGGGAAUAAAUGUUGUUGUUCUAAAUGGUAAAACGGGGGCCGUGUUGCAGAGUGAUCACUUCAACAUGUACAGCGACGAUGACAAACCUCUCAUUGACUUCCUGAAGAACAUCCAGCAAGGUUCUGUUGUCCUCAUGGCAUCCUACGACGACCCGUCCACAAAGCUCUCGGGUGAAGCUAAGAAGCUGAUUGGUGAACUGGGGAGUUCUGUUGUCCAAUCACUGUCCUUCAGAGAUAAUUGGGUCUUUGUUGGCGGCAAAGGAGUUGUCACCAGCAACUUUGAGAAGCUGCUGAAGAACGACAAAGAAAAGAACAAAUACAACAACUGGCCGGAGCUCAUACAGCUGGAAGGAUGCAUCCCAAAAAAUUUAGGCUGACCACCUUUGACCUUGGAAUGCUGAAUCUACUACAAAGUGAUGUUUUUAUUUUCAUGGUUUUACUAGGUGACAAUAUUUAUAUGACUGGAAACUAGGCCUGGCAAUAUGUAUAUAUGUACGUAUAUAUAUAUAUAUAUAUGUAUGUGUGUGUGUGUGUGUGUGUGUGUGUAUAUGUGUGUGUGUGUGUGUGUAUAUAUAUAUAUAUGUGUGUGUAUAUAUAUAUAUAUGUGUGUGUGUGUAUAUAUAUAUGUAUAUAU
Messenger RNA from Doryrhamphus excisus (bluestripe pipefish), 950 nucleotides. The record is from RefSeq and is a predicted model, not a curated record. Lineage: Eukaryota; Metazoa; Chordata; Actinopteri; Syngnathiformes; Syngnathidae.